Messenger RNA from Heteronotia binoei (common prickly gecko), 1907 nucleotides. It is a transcript of the gene TRMT11, whose product is annotated as tRNA methyltransferase 11 homolog. Gene Ontology annotation, biological process: methylation. Lineage: Eukaryota; Metazoa; Chordata; Lepidosauria; Squamata; Gekkonidae. The coding region runs from base 73 to 1452 and encodes 459 amino acids. The record is from RefSeq and is a predicted model, not a curated record. The transcript is spliced from 13 exons. Gene Ontology annotation, molecular function: nucleic acid binding. Gene Ontology annotation, cellular component: cytoplasm.
CCCGCCUCUUCGCCGACUCCUCCCCGGUUCGGCUCAGCGCAUGCGGGCCCCAGAAGACAAGAACCGGAGGUUAUGGCGCUGGCCAGUGCGAGGCUGUCGCGUUACCUGCUGCUGCUGGCGCAGGAGAACUUAGAAUUCCGGCUGGCGGAAAUAAAGUCUCUGAUCUCCCUCAGUGGUGGACAAUUUAGUAGUCAACUGGAAUCAAACCUAAAUUCUCCAUUUUGGAUUCUCAGCUUACUUUCAGAAGAGAUGGCUAGAGGACUAAUGAAGCGGACUGUAUGUGCCAAGUCUAUAUUUGAAUUGUGGGGCAGAGGAAAAUCUAUAGAAGAACUGCACUUGUCACUGAAGAACUAUCCAGUAGAGAAAAUGGAGCCAUAUCUACAGUCAAACUUAACGUAUAAAAUAAAGGUUCAUGCUUUCAACAAAAGGCUAACGCAACAAGAGAAAACUGAAAGAAUAGAAUCUCUAGAGUUUUUACCAUUUAAAGGAAAAGUGAAUUUAAAGAAACCAGAUCACGUUUUUUGGUUUAUGGAAGAUUAUGGAACAGAUCCAAACAACAUACCAAAACAACCUCUUCAUUUAUAUUUUGGUAGAUGGAUUGCCAAUGGACAAAGGGACCUUAUUGAGUCAUACAGUGUAAAAAGAAGACACUUCAUUGGGAACACAAGCAUGGAUGCCUGCUUGGCUUUUAUCAUGGCAAACCACGGAAAAGUAAAAGCAAACGAUACUGUGUUUGAUCCAUUUGUGGGAACAGGUGGGCUUCUUAUCGCCUCAGCACACUUUGGAGCAUAUGUAUGUGGUACGGAUAUAGAUUAUAGCACAAUACACGGGCUGGGUAAAGCCAGUAGGAAGAACCAGAAGUGGAGAGGACCUGAUGAAAAUAUUAGAGCCAACCUUCGCCAGUAUGGUUUAGAGAAUUACUACCUUGAUGUAUUAGUUUCUGAUGCCUCAAAACAAAUAUGGAGGAAGGGAAUGCAAUUUGAUGUGAUCAUCACAGACCCUCCUUAUGGCGUACGGGAAGCCACCAGAAGAACGGGUUCACAGAAAGAAAUGACCAAAGAAAGAGGCACAGAAAAUCACAUCUCCAUUUCUUCAAAUUAUCAUCUGAGUGACAUCCUUUUUGACCUAUUGAAAUUUGCGGCAGAGUACCUGGUGAUUGGAGGAAGGUUGGUCUACUGGCUUCCUGUGUACAAACCAGAAUACACCGAAGAGAUUAUACCCCGGCACCCAUGUCUGAAACUUAUUAGCAACUGUGAACAGACACUUUCCAGCCACACGUCAAGACACCUGAUAACCAUGGAAAAGGUGAAGGAAUUUGAGGAUGAAGACCGUUCUUGUAACAUUUUGGAAAGCGAGUACCUGUUUUACAAAAGUCACAAUUCCUUUCGUGAGAAAUAUUUCAGUGGAGUGACAAAGAGGAUUGCCAAGGAAGAACAAGACAACCAGAAGUAAUUUUUUUUUAAAAGACUGAAACAAAGGACUUAACAGGACUUGCAUUUGGCUGUUAAAACAUCUGGACCACAACAUUGUAUGGAUGCUUCAGAGAGUAAAUGCUGGUUUUAAUUUUUAAAAACUUGAAGCAAAAACCACAACAUAAGAACAGUUUUUUUUCAUUAGCUUUGUUUAUAACAGAUUUUAUUGCACAACAUUUUUAUCCUUAUUUAUUUUUGUAUUUCAAGUCCAAAUGACAAUUGACUAUAACCUUUAUCACUACUAUUUUUUACUCCAUUAUCUCUAGCAAAAACUAAUAGUAUUGUUUGGCUUCUUAAGCUGUGAACAUCUGGAAGUCUUAGAGAUGUAUAAUAUAAUCAAGAAUUUCUUAGUCAGAAGAUUAAUUUCAUUUGUUUUCUUCUUUUGUAACUGACACAUAAUAAAGACAACAAGGACUGUUGUGAGUUAUUUAAAAA